AAAAUAAGAAAUAUUCGGAAAGUGCAACCACGUCAAUGGACACGGCCACAAUUACAGAGUGGAGGUCACGGCUCGAGGUCCGAUCCACCCCCACACCGGCAUGGUGGUCAACAUCUCCGACAUGAAGGUCUGGAUCGAGAGGGCCAUCAUGGAUGUCAUGGACCACAGGAACAUCGACAAGGAUGUGCCGUACUUCAGGGAAACUGUCUCGACGGCGGAGAAUAUUGCCGUCUUUAUCUGGGAGAGCCUGCAGCCGUUCCUGCCCUCCGAGGUCACGCUGUUUGAGGUCAAGCUGUUUGAAACCGACAAAAACAUUGCCGUAUUUCGCGGCGAAUAUCAGUGAGGUAUACCCCAGCACAGGUACAGUGGUGAGCGAAAUAAUUAUGGCGACACCUGCGGGACCAAGUCGACAGCGAUUUGAUGUGAGAACCUUUUAUAUACGAUAGCUAAAGUAACUAUUUAGCUAUCCCCAGGUGUUAUGCUUUUGUGUAUAUCUAUGUGAUAAAGCCUGACUAAACGGAUGUGACCAAGUCAGAUAUAUUCGUGUUCUGCAUUCAUUUGCACAAAUUUAUUCCUUAUUUUAUUUAUAGAAAUAUUGAUACAACGUUGAAGGCAGAUCGUUGCAGCGAAUACGUUUGGGACCAAUGAAUAAAUACAGUUUGU
Messenger RNA from Amphibalanus amphitrite, 663 nucleotides. RefSeq names its product 6-pyruvoyl tetrahydrobiopterin synthase-like. The record is from RefSeq and is a predicted model, not a curated record. The coding region runs from base 101 to 343 and encodes 80 amino acids. Lineage: Eukaryota; Metazoa; Arthropoda; Thecostraca; Balanomorpha; Balanidae. The transcript has 3 exons. Gene Ontology annotation, cellular component: mitochondrion.